CUGUUUGUUACAUUUUCACAAUCUAGCAACAAUUUAAUCAACUUAAUUUUCAAUUACUAGUAUUUUCUACUAACACAAUACCUUAAUUAACUCGAGCUUCAAAUUCAUUCAACAACAAUUUGAUCUUUACGUAGAGAACAAUGCCUUUAGGGGAAGACUAUGAAGAUAUUAGGAACCUUAGAAAACCAUUAGUCAACAACAAUAAUAAUGCUGGAAAUGGCUCUUUUUAUAUUGUGCUAUGUGUUAUCAUUGUAGCUUUGGGUCCUCUCCAAUUCGGUUUCACGUGUGGCUAUUCUUCGCCAACAGAAACAGAUAUGACACGAGAUCUUAAUCUCACAAUUUCGCAGUUUUCGUUGUUUGGUUCUUUGGCCAACAUUGGUGCAAUGGUUGGAGCAAUGUCCAGUGGUCAAAUAGCAGGAUACUUUGGGCGUAAAGGGUCACUAAUAGUGGCAGCAAUCCCAAAUAUAUUUGGAUGGCUUGCCAUUUCAUUGGCCAAAGACUCAUCGCUUUUAUAUAUAGGAAGAUUGUUGGAAGGUUUUGGAGUGGGGAUAAUCUCUUAUGUGGUACCUAUUUAUAUAGCAGAGAUAUCACCAAGAACUAUGAGGGGUAGUCUGGGAUCUGUGAACCAGCUAUCAGUUAUGACUGGGAUCAUGUUGGCUUAUUUGUUAGGCAUGCUUUUUGAAUGGAGAACUCUAGCAAUGUUAGGAAUUUUGCCUUGUGCAAUACUAAUACCUGGGCUACACUUCAUUCCAGAAUCACCUAGAUGGUUGGCCGAAAUGGGAUUUAUGGAAAGGUUUGAAUCUUCACUACAAUCUUUAAGAGGACCCAAUGUUGAUAUUAACAUAGAAUCACAAGAAAUAAAGGGAUCAUUGGCAUCAACCGCACAAACAGAUUCUGUACGCUUAGAAGAUCUCAAGAGGAGAAGAUAUUGGUUUCCUUUAAUGGUAGCUAUGGGAUUGCUUGUGCUGCAACAAUCUUGUGGUAUCAAUGGAGUAUUUUUCUAUUCAAGUAAAAUCUUUUCAAAUGCAGGAAUUAAAUCCAGCAAUGCUGCAACAUUUGGACUAGGAGCUACAAUGGUUGUAGUGACUGGGGUCACUACUUGGUUGGUAGACAGAACUGGCCGAAGAGUGCUUCUCAUAGUAUCUUCCUCUGUGAUGACAAUUAGCCUGCUCCUUAUUGCUACAGCAUUCUAUCUACAGGGAGUUGUAAGAAAGGACUCUGACCUUCAUCAAAUGAUGGCGGUGAUCUCUCUUGUGGGACUUCUGGCUUUGGUAAUUGGUUUUUGUCUUGGUGUUGGACCACUUCCUUGGCUUAUAAUGUCUGAGAUACUUCCACCAAAUAUUAAGGGCUUAGCUGGAAGUGCAGCAACAUUUCUCAAUUGGUUCACUGCCUCAGUUGUCACUUUGACUGCACACUUUCUUCUAAGUUGGAGCAAUGCAGGAACAUUCACAAUUUAUGCAAUUUUUUCUGCCAUUAACGUUGCUUUUGUUAUACUUUGGGUUCCUGAGACUAAGGACAGAACAUUGGAAGAAAUUCAGGCAUCAUUUAUUAGAUAAUUUAGAUGAUUAAUUAAUUAUUAUUGUAUUUAAAAUUUUUGAGUCAUCUGUAGAUUUUGUUACAUACAUAUCCAUUUUUGUUCUUUGAUUUUAUUCGUUAAUCCUUUCUAUCCUUUCAGAUAAAUAUUCUCUCCAUCCUUUAUUAUAUAUAGAGAAAAAACUUUGGAGAUGGACUCUCCAAAGUAAUUGCGUGCAUACAA
Trifolium pratense (red clover) is the source of this 1756-nucleotide messenger RNA. RefSeq names its product sugar transporter ERD6-like 6. Gene Ontology annotation, molecular function: sugar transmembrane transporter activity. Gene Ontology annotation, biological process: carbohydrate transport; transmembrane transport. The transcript is spliced from 17 exons. Bases 141 to 1556 code for a protein of 471 amino acids. NCBI's taxonomy places the organism in Eukaryota, Viridiplantae, Streptophyta, Magnoliopsida, Fabales, Fabaceae. Gene Ontology annotation, cellular component: membrane. The record is from RefSeq and is a predicted model, not a curated record.